This is a messenger RNA of Malaya genurostris, 2842 nucleotides long. RefSeq names its product succinate dehydrogenase [ubiquinone] flavoprotein subunit, mitochondrial (gene SdhA). Gene Ontology annotation, biological process: tricarboxylic acid cycle; mitochondrial electron transport, succinate to ubiquinone. Gene Ontology annotation, molecular function: electron transfer activity; flavin adenine dinucleotide binding; succinate dehydrogenase (quinone) activity. The record is from RefSeq and is a predicted model, not a curated record. The transcript is spliced from 4 exons. NCBI's taxonomy places the organism in Eukaryota, Metazoa, Arthropoda, Insecta, Diptera, Culicidae. Bases 219 to 2201 code for a protein of 660 amino acids.
UUGUGAUCAUUCUGUCGUACGGUUGUCUGCGAUACGCGCUACUUGCUCAGUGCUUAGCGGAACUUUUCUGCAUCACCAGUAGUGAGCAUAAGCACACGAGCGUUGCUUCAUCUCUUACGCGAGUAUUACUGGGUGGCAACGGGAGUGGAUAAUUUUAGUUCCUUGGAAAUCGAGAAAACCCCUCAUUUUAUUCGGUUUGUUUUGUUACUGUGGCUGAUAUGAGUGGAAUGCUAAGACUACCAUCGGUUCUGGCCAGGAGCGCACUAUCCGCGGCUCGAGGGCUAUCAGCCAACUCCACCCAACGGGGUCUGCACUUCACCGUCGGGCAUAACAAUGCCAAAUCGAAUCCGGAUGCAAUUUCAAGCGAGUACCCGGUGGUCGAUCACACGUACGAUGCAGUGGUGGUCGGUGCCGGCGGAGCAGGACUUCGAGCUGCUUUCGGUUUGGUAGCGGAGGGUUUCAAAACCGCCGUCAUCACGAAACUGUUCCCGACGCGUUCGCACACCGUUGCAGCACAGGGGGGAAUCAAUGCUGCACUCGGAAAUAUGGAAGAAGACGAUUGGAAGUGGCACAUGUAUGAUACAGUGAAGGGAUCCGAUUGGUUGGGUGAUCAGGAUGCUAUUCACUACAUGACACGGGAGGCACCGAAGGCUGUUAUUGAGUUAGAAAAUUACGGAAUGCCAUUUUCCCGCACGACCGAUGGUAAGAUUUACCAGCGUGCAUUCGGAGGUCAAAGUUUGAAAUAUGGAAAAGGUGGUCAAGCACAUAGAUGCUGUUGUGUAGCAGAUCGUACUGGACAUUCUCUGUUGCAUACCUUGUACGGCCAGUCUCUGAGCUACGAUUGUAACUACUUCAUCGAGUAUUUUGCUAUGGAUCUGUUGAUGGAGAACGGACAGUGUGUAGGUGUGAUUGCCCUAAAUUUGGAAGAUGGCAGCAUUCACCGUUUCCGUGCUAAGAACACUGUUCUAGCUACAGGUGGCUACGGUCGAGCUUACUUCUCGUGUACUUCUGCACACACAUGCACUGGAGAUGGAACUGCUAUGGUUGCUCGUGCCGGUUUACCUUCUGAAGAUCUUGAAUUUGUUCAGUUUCACCCGACGGGAAUUUAUGGUGCUGGUUGUUUGAUCACAGAAGGCUGUCGCGGAGAAGGUGGCUAUUUGGUUAACUCACAGGGUGAACGAUUUAUGGAGCGGUACGCUCCUGUGGCCAAGGAUUUGGCCUCCCGUGACGUCGUGUCUCGCUCGAUGACUAUUGAAAUCCGUGAAGGACGAGGUUGUGGUCCGGAAAAGGAUCACGUAUACCUACAGCUUCAUCAUCUGCCACCAGAUCAGCUUGCUCAGCGUCUCCCUGGUAUUUCGGAAACUGCAAUGAUUUUCGCCGGUGUUGAUGUAACCCGUGAGCCAAUUCCUGUUCUGCCUACGGUCCACUACAACAUGGGCGGUGUUCCCACCAACUACAAAGGACAAGUGCUUACCGUUGACGCUAGUGGAAACGAUCAGGUUGUUCCCGGUUUGUACGCUUGCGGUGAAGCUGCGUGUUCCUCGGUGCAUGGUGCCAACCGUUUGGGAGCCAAUUCACUGCUAGACUUGGUUGUGUUUGGUCGAGCUUGUGCUAAAACGAUUGCAGCCGAAAAUCGUCCUGGUGAAAAAAUUCCUAGUUUGCCAUCAAACGCAGGAGAAUUCUCGGUUUCGAAUCUAGACUCUGUCCGUUAUUCCAACGGCAAAGUUCCAACUUCGACUCUUCGGCUGAAUAUGCAGAAAACUAUGCAAACACAUGCGGCCGUAUUCCGUGAAGAAAAAACCCUGCAGGAAGGCGUUCGCAAAAUGGCCGAAAUCUACAAGUCAUUUAAGGAUGUUAAGGUUUCCGACCGGUCACUUGUAUGGAAUUCCGAUCUGGUCGAAACGCUCGAGUUGCAAAAUCUACUGCUUAAUGCCAACAUGACCAUCGUGGCCGCAGAAAACCGAAAGGAGUCCCGUGGUGCCCACGCAAGAGAAGAUUACAAAGUUCGAAUUGAUGAAUAUGACUUCUCGAAACCUUUGGAGGGCCAACAGAAAAAGUUGAUGGAAGAGCACUGGCGUAAACACACGCUCUUGUGGAUUGAUCCGCAAACUGGUAAUGUCAAAAUCAACUAUCGCCCGGUGAUCGAUCAUACUCUCAGUGAGGAAUGCAGCACCGUGCCACCGGCGAUUAGGUCGUAUUAAACAAGUAUUGAUCCCCCACAAACCAAGCUAUUAUCAAUUUAAAACAAAAGAAUGAACAUCACAGCUAUAGAUCGAGAGCAGAAACAGUUUUUGAUAAAAAGAAAAAUGGAAGAAAGGCUACAAAGUUGACGAUAGCCGGCGAGACUCACAUAAGAGUAUUAAAUCUAGUAUUUGGGUACCUAUUUUUGCUUGACGAGUGGAAAAUUGAUAACGAGUUGCAGAUUGAUAACGCGACGUGAAGGUGUGUUUUAUUUGGACAACAUGACUUCAACAGGUCACACAUCAUCAGUAGGAUUGCAAAUUGUCAUUGAGUUCAACUAUUUCUAUUCAUCGGCGAUGAUUUUCUCAUUGGUAGAACACUGUCAAAAUUGUACUUAAAACUAGAAUAACAUGAAUGGCUUACAUAGUUUUCGAAAAAAUUAUUUAUUUUAAUCCUAAUGUAAAAUUGAAACCCUGUAGUGAUGAGCAGAUCUUCAGUCCAUUAUAUAUGAUAUGUGAAUUUUCAAAAUUAAUUACACAUCUGACACGCUACGAUUAAUUUAACUCUGCAAACAAUUGUUCUUGUUUUGCCGAUCUUUUCCGCAAUCUUUCAUAUUAGAUUUAAGCAAGAAAACAUGAGAAAAUAAAUGUGCUGAACACAA